AGAACGCAGAGAAACAUGUUUCCAGGAGUGUUCAUGCAAAAGCCAGAGAAAUCCGUGGCACUCAAGGAAUUGAAGAGCCAUGUUGCUUUAUUCGCCGCCUGUGUCGUUCUGAUCCGUUCUGCUACAUACGUCCUCUCUUAUUUCUCUGAUUCCAUGGAAGAGCUCAAGAUCGACCUCUAAAAUUUCCAUUCAACUAUUUAGGG
Messenger RNA from Camelina sativa (false flax), 203 nucleotides. NCBI's taxonomy places the organism in Eukaryota, Viridiplantae, Streptophyta, Magnoliopsida, Brassicales, Brassicaceae. The record is from RefSeq and is a predicted model, not a curated record.